ACCACCCUUCCCUCCCUUUAUAUCCAUUUCCACUAACCAUUCUCUCUCACUUGUUGUAUUCAUUUUUCUGAUAUUUGAAAGGGAAGUUGUUCAAUCUUUUUCAAGACUUUCAACAUACAAACCAGCAAAUAUAUCACCUUACAAUAUCAAAAGAUACAUAAAAACAAACAUGAUUUUGAACUCAGACCACACUAAUGAAUGCUUUGAUCCAACUUCUAUUCAAGAUCAAACACUUGGUCAACAAAUUGUUGUCCCAAAUUUUAGUCCUCCUUUAACAUAUACCCAACAAGAUGGCUUGAGUUUUGAGUACCAGAACCAAAUGGGCUUAGAGAUUGAUAACCAAAUGAUUCAAGAAACUGGUUUGGCUAAUUGGGAUGUCACACAAAAUCAAGAUAUGAACUUUACUCAAGAGUCCCAAAUGCUCAAUAAUUUUAGUACUCAUAACCAAAGUUUCGUAAACUCUGAUUCUUAUUUCUUGACACAAACUACUCCAUGCACUCAGGCUAAUGAUAUGCUUAGCUUUUCAUCGAUUUCGUUCACUAAUCCAAGCCAGAAGUUUGGUUUUUCUGGAGAUGUUGGUAAUGUGUCUGGUUCAAACAUCUUGUUUGACCCAAUGAGUCAUUUGAACCUUCCUCCUCAGACUCCUUUGUUUAGGGAGCUGUUUCAUCAGUCUUUUCCAGGAACAAAGAGUGAGGGCAAUGGAGAAUUUGAUGAUGGGGUUUUCGAGUUUGGCAGCGAAAUGAAAUUCUUGGCUAAAGGAAAGGAAGCUAAGACAACCAAACAUUUGGGGACUGAGAGGCAAAGAAGGGUUGAUUUGGGUGGCAAGUACACUAUUUUGAAGAAUUUGAUUCCGAGUCCCACCAAGGGUGAUAGAGCUUCAAUUGUGGCUGAUGGAAUUAAUUACAUUAAAGAACUUCAAAGAACAGUGAAUGAGCUAAAAGUUAUGGUGGAGAAAAAGAGGUACCAUAGGGACAGAUUGAGAAGGCACAAGAUUGAAGAUGAAUCUGGGCUGGAAGUGGAGAGUGGCAAGCCUAAUGGUGAAAUGGGCCAGGCUUUUAAUGGGCCAUCACUUAGGAGUUCAUGGCUUCAGAGGAAAUCCAAGAACAUUGAGGUUGAUGUGAGGAUUAUUGAUGAUGAAGUUACUAUUAAACUGGUUCAACAAAAGAGGAUUAACAGUUUGCUGGUUGUGUCGAAAGUUCUGGAUGAGCUUCAGUUGGAUCUUCAGCAUGUUGCUGGUGGACUCAUUGGUGAUUUUUACAGUUUUCUGUUCAAUUCAAAGAUAUAUGAAGGUUCCUCAGCAUAUGCAAGUGCAAUAGCUAACAAGCUCAUUGAUGUUGUGGACAGGCAGUAUGCAGCUGCCUCUCAAACGAGUAGCAGCUACUAGAUAGGAUGCAAUGGAGGCUCUGUAACGGCGAUUGAUGCUCAGCUAGCUACUGAUAGAGAGCCUACUGAUAGAGAGUUGAUAAAGUGAAUAGAAAUGUAAAUCAUUUUCUUUCUUAGGCAUAACGAUGAGAUCGGAUUAUUAUGUUGUUUUAAUCUGGAUGUGUUAUGCAUACAUCAGGUCUAGUUACUUGAACUUGUGAUCUUCAACAAUGUUUUAAACCCUAUAAUCACUAGUCAUUGUUUUCUCAACAUUUUAACAGUACAGGCUGUGAUCAUAAAUGUUAUCAGUU
Daucus carota subsp. sativus is the source of this 1673-nucleotide messenger RNA. RefSeq names its product transcription factor bHLH91. Gene Ontology annotation, molecular function: protein dimerization activity. The record is from RefSeq and is a predicted model, not a curated record. NCBI's taxonomy places the organism in Eukaryota, Viridiplantae, Streptophyta, Magnoliopsida, Apiales, Apiaceae. The transcript is spliced from 5 exons. Bases 170 to 1384 code for a protein of 404 amino acids. Gene Ontology annotation, biological process: regulation of DNA-templated transcription; anther wall tapetum development.